AUGUCGCACGUUGUCGUCUUCAACUCGUACGCGAGGUCGUUCAAGAUUGCCACUACACCCACAAAGUACCUGACGGACGUGCGGGACGAGGCGUGCCAAAAGUUUGGCGUCAGCAAGGACCAGUUUACGCUGAAAUACAACAACAAGCCCAUUUCCCUCUCCCAGCAGAUACGCCUUGCAAACCUCCCCCAGGGCGCUCGAUUAGAGCUUGUCCAGGCCUCGCGAUCGCCCACCGUCAUAUCUGUAGCGCUCCAGCUUCCAGCGUCGGAGAAGAAUGCACGGCUCACAAACAAGUUUGCGAGCAACACGUCGUUAUGGGAGAUUUUGCGCCAUUUUGAAAGCACCCAGGGGGCCAACUUCAACUUCACGCAGCGUGGUGUGCCGGAGAUGAGUGGCGUAUCUGGUGCUGGAAGGUUGCAUUAUGAGCAGCCUGUCAUAACCGUGAUGCCUGGCCAUAAAGAGCAGUCGAGCUUUGUCGAGCUGCAGCAGACACUCAGCCAGUUGGGGUUUGAUAGCGGGUCGGCUCUACUGAAGCUGUCGUAUAGAAACAGCGGUACCCCGUUAGAAGAGGCCAUGGCGCAGAUAUCACAAUAUUUCAAGCCUAGCGAGCCUUCAGCGGGAGCAGAAGGCGCACAUGCUUCAACAUCCAAUCAAUCGGCCUCAAAACCGGAUGCAGCAAAGGCCGCUCCUGAGGCGACGGAAACCGUGGCCGGCGAGACUGUGCGCAGUGACGAGCCUGAUCCGGAGCCGAUGGAAGUCGAUCCGAAGCCUGCUGCUCAACCUACACAGGAGCCCGAGGUCUCAACGGAGACAAAUGCGACCGAGAGCGUCGAGAAUACUUCUCCAGCUGCAGCUCUGGCUGCGGCAACGUCAACAGCUUCGCCUGCGCCAGCAGAGCCCUCUCAACUUCUACCACAGUCUGCCAGCGAGUCAUCACAGUCAUCGGAGAAAUCCCGCAACAUUCAGAUUUUCUCUGCACCAACUUCGUCGACUCCACAAGCAGCAAGAAAUGGUUUCAACGAGAGCGACUACCUUCCAACGAUUGAGCAUGCAAAGGCGCACCAGAAUGCAUUGUUGAACAGGACCAAAAACACACGGCUACUGUCUGACAAGGAGCUCGAGGAGCAAGAAAAAGAACGACAGGCCAAGAUCAAUGCAGCAGCUGAAAAGGGUGGUUCACUACGGAUACGCAUGCCUGACGGUGCGCUUAUUCAAAUGUCCUUUGACAAGAACGAUACGGCAGUUGGUCUGUAUGAUUUUGUACGGGGAUUCCUAGAGAAGAAGAAUGAACCAUUCCAACUCAAGAACACGGGUCCAACGGGUCGUCUGGUUCUUAUCCCCAAAGACGACAAGCGCCUGGUACAGGAUCUGCGUUUCUUCAACAAUGAACUCAUCACUUUCCAAUGGGCGGAUAACGCAAGUGCAGCGGCGCGAGCCAGUCGAAGUGCGCUGUCGUCGGAAUGGCAAGCAAAGGCACAAGCAUUGAAGGUCGAGGAGCCGACAAAAGAAGAAAGCUCUGGAGUACAAUCGAACCAGCCGCAGGGACAAAGCGUGGCUGAGGGCAAGAGAAAAGCGAAUAUGAGUAACGAGGAGAAGGAGAGCAAGCUGAAGAAUCUGCUUGGCAAGGGACUGUUUAAGAAGAAGUAG
This is a messenger RNA of Exserohilum turcica Et28A, 1647 nucleotides long. RefSeq lists its product as uncharacterized. Lineage: Eukaryota; Fungi; Ascomycota; Dothideomycetes; Pleosporales; Pleosporaceae. Bases 1 to 1647 code for a protein of 548 amino acids. Gene Ontology annotation, molecular function: protein binding. The record is from RefSeq and is a predicted model, not a curated record. The transcript has 2 exons.